This is a messenger RNA of Caenorhabditis sp. 36 PRJEB53466, 924 nucleotides long. The record is from the annotation of a GenBank genome assembly. NCBI's taxonomy places the organism in Eukaryota, Metazoa, Nematoda, Chromadorea, Rhabditida, Rhabditidae.
AUGAGUCUGCUGUCGAGCUUCGCAAAGCUCUCGCUCCUCCAAACUCGGCCAAUCCAUCAGACCAUUCCGGCGGCUUCGUCAGUUUUCAUGAAAAGACAGAAGAAAAUUGACCCUGAGGUAUAAAAACAAUCUAUUCUAUUCAAAAACGUUGAAAAUAAUCCUUUCUAGGUGGCAAAACAACGUGAAACGCGCAGAAGAAAGCGAUUGGAGAAGGAAAUCCGACAGAUGCAGAAACAUUCGAAGAAACCGAAACCGGUCGACGAGUUGACGCUCGACGUGAAAUCUGCGAAGAAUAUUCAGUUAGUUUUGAGAUUAUAAUCUAAAAUAACAGCUAAACGCAACAAUUUUCCAGUGAACGUCGCCGGCCGCCAGUGGAAAUCGGAGUGGAGCUGAUCGACGAAAGAGCCAUUGCACUGAAAGUGAGUUUUGAAAGUGAGCCGCAAUUUUCACAAAAACCCGACCAAACACUUCGAUCGGUCUGAAACUGCAACACUUCACUGAUACUGCUACACUGAUACACUUGAAUCCAAGUUCAAAAAGCCUGCAAAGUUUUGGUCCAAUCGGAUUCUCGACCAUUGUCCACUGGAAAACUUAUAAAAACAUCACAAUUGUCAUAAAAAAUAAACUACUCUUCCCCACAAUGCAUCAGUUUCCCAUUAAAAUCUUUAUUUCCAGGAGUACACCCGUUCCCGUGACGCUCUGCAACGCCAAGAUGACGCGUGGAUCCGUGCGGUGAUCGAUUCGCAAAGAAAAGCUCUCGCCGAGCUCAAGAAGCUGUCUCCGGAGCUAUACGAGGCGGCCGUUCAGCCGGCGCACGGAGAUCUUCCCCUCGUCUACCAGGGACCGUCCCUGACGCCGCCCAUCAAAAACUACGAGGCUCCCGACGGAGACUAUAUUGAUACGACUAGAAAUUGGACUUCAUAA